Messenger RNA from Micropterus salmoides (largemouth bass), 5180 nucleotides. RefSeq lists its product as uncharacterized. The coding region runs from base 2275 to 3963 and encodes 562 amino acids. The transcript is spliced from 12 exons. Gene Ontology annotation, molecular function: DNA-binding transcription activator activity, RNA polymerase II-specific; RNA polymerase II cis-regulatory region sequence-specific DNA binding. Lineage: Eukaryota; Metazoa; Chordata; Actinopteri; Centrarchiformes; Centrarchidae. The record is from RefSeq and is a predicted model, not a curated record. Gene Ontology annotation, biological process: positive regulation of transcription by RNA polymerase II.
GGGCGGGCCUUCAAAGUCUCAGAGCCUCACUGUUGCGAUCUGGUUUUUAUGUGGGAGUGUCUCCGAAUGAAACUUUCUGUUUCAUUUCCUGCGAUGGGGAGUAGCAGAGGUAAAGUACUGCUUUGUCAUUCUGGUGAUUUUCCAACAAAUGUAAAGUUGUUCUGAUUUCAUGUAGGCUAUACUGCGGCUCUGUGAAACCAUUGUAGGCCUACACCUGCAUAUAAUAACCAAACAUGAUUGCAUAAAGCAGUGCGUUUCUGCUGAGUUUGCUGUCAACCAGUGAAUUUGAGAACGUACAGCAGUCAGUAUCAUGUGUUGCCGCAUUAUGAGCAUACAUGUGAAAUGACGUCUCUUAUCUUCAAACACUCACGGGUCAUCAUGAUGAGUGAAGUGAGCACAGGGGGGUUUCCUUCCUUCCCGGACUCCCAGCAGUGAAAACCAGCAUAGAGACAGUCGGUCCACCUCUCAGACUGCGAGACAGCAUAUUUCCUCGUCAUCGCGCGGCUUUUUUGUGUGUGCAGGAAACGGAAUGAUUUUGCUGACUAGGCUAUUUACCACAGCAUGAGUUUUAGGCGACAGUCAUUAGAAAGCGAUGCCGAAAAGUUAACCUGCAUUCAUCGUUGGGUUCAUCAUCAAUGACCCGUAGUCUGUUAGAUCAGGUGAAGUUUUUUGAGAACAGCGUUGUCUUGCAUAUUUACAGAAGGUUGCAAGCUUUGAGAAAUCAUAGCCUACUAUUUAAACGGUCGGGAAUUUGUUGUGAAACUGGAAAGUGCAAUGGGGUAUUCAUUUUCAUUUAAAAAAAUCAAAUACAGAAAUGACAAGAGUAACAUGUCCCUCAGUGGGUGUGAACUGGUCUGGUAUUGGGACUUGAGGCUCCUGGCAGCAGUCUAGGCUAUUCAUUGGAAAAGAGUGUGGGAAAUUCAAAUUAAUUGAAAAGGAACCACAGGACAAUCUUGCGCUUCUGCUUAAGGUAAUUUAAAACACUAAAAUCCGACGUUAAAAUGUAGGAAUAGGCCUAUAUAGCAUAGCCUACUAUACAGUAUAAUCUUAAUCUUAUAAGAUUAAAAAUAUCUAAGCAUACAGAUAAAAGAUAUUUAUCGCAUAGGUGUCAUUUGCACCACUACAUUCUGAAAUGGCUGAUUUUGUCCCCAUCACUUUCUGAAAACACUUGUUAAAAAUGUUCUAAAAAAUAGCUUGCUCUUAUAAAUGUUAACAAACACUGUAAGUGCACUAUAAGAAAACAUGCAGUGCAAUGUAAAUAUAGAAGAAACAAAUAUGCAUUGUUCAAAAAAAUGUAAGCUAAAAAAACAAGCAGCUGAUUACUGCAUUAUAUUCUAUUAUAUAAUUUUAUAUUUAUGAAUUGUCACCUGCCAGCUGAAUUCUUUUGUUUCCCUUUAUUUAAAUAAAGACAUUUCCGCCAUUAACUGGAGCAGAAAAGGUCUCCAGAAUGCAGGAAAUUGAGUGUAUAAUGCUCCAAUUUUCCAGGGGAGGACCCCCAGACUCUAAUAUAUUUCAUCAUUUCAUAUUUCUUCAGAUAGUGAUAUUCUCGUCUUGUUCUCAUGCAAGAUCCAAGAGUAUCAUCACACCCCUAAUCCGAGCCCAUAUGUCCCCACCACUUUUCAACACAAAGAAAACCCCCAAACAAUUAGAGGGCUUUAGAAAUAUGUCAUUUAAAAAAUGGUCCACAAGUCCAACAGUAGGCCUAUAGCCUACAUAGUAGGCAAUAUGAGUAUUGCAAAGUUUUUCAUGAAUAGACAUUGGUGUGGUGACGGGGUGUGUGUGACCUGUUUUAACAAGAGAGAGAGUGAGCUGAGUGACUGGUGUCCCUAAUGAUAGUUUGGAUUUUCCCUUAUAACGCAUUGGCCAUAAUAAUAAUAAUGAUAAUUAUAAUAAUGAUGAUAAUAAAUAUCACAUUUCAUACAAGAAACGCAGGACAGGACCCCUCACUGGCAUCCUUUAAGCAACAAAGUGUUUUCCAUAUGGUCAAACCAGAAAGUGUCACAAACUGAACCUGGAUCUGUCUGAUGAUAUAACAAGUUUUUCCCGCUGUGCAACCCAGGCAGACAAAAGCACACUACAAACAUGUUAUCCCGUCGUCGUAUUUUUGAGAUUGUAUUCUCUGCUAAAUAUUUAAAGUCUGUCCAGGUGAAAAAGCUUUUCAACUGGUAAUAAAGUUAUGAACUAAAUAACUUAACUAAAAGCUGUGACAACAGUCUAAUUCAACUGUUUGUUUUUUGGGGGGGUUGCUUUGCUUUGCUUUGGAACGAAGGCUGAAUGGAACAGAAAAGAACUUGGUUAAGAGUAAUUUGUCAUGAAGAAGAAGAAGAAGAAGAUUGGGACAGGAGAAUUAGCCCAAGGAAUAGAAAGAGAGUCAGAUAUGUUGAAGAUGUUGAUUAUGAUGAGGAGGAGGAAAAAGAUGAGGAAGACAAUGAGCAGCCAGGCCCAUCCACCCAGAACAUCCACAACCAGAGAACACAAGAAAAGAGAUCUUUGCCUGUAACCUGUGGAAACAAAAAGGGCAUCCUGGAUGUAGAAAAGCUGGGCAGGGGUGAGGUGUGUAUCAAGUGUGAGGGCUGCUGGUUUUCUCCCCCUGCCUUCGAGGAGCUGGGGGGAAAAGGCUGCAGUAAAAAAUGGAAAGUUAGUAUUUUCUAUGAAAAUAAGCCUCUGCAGUUUUGGUUCGAGCAAGGUUCCUUAACUACCAAGGGAUUUAAAAGGAGAGCAACUGCGACUACACAGCAAAAGAAAAACCUGUCAUCCAAUCACACAUCAGAGAGCCCCACUAGAGAGUCAGAAAUACAGUCUGCAGAAGAAACUCAGGAAGAUGUUGGUAUAGAUGAAGACUGGCUUCCAGGCAGUGAAGAAUUGGCACUGGAAAAAGAGGAGGGAAAGGAAGAAAGAGUAGGGGCUGAAAAUGGAAGAGAGGUUGUCGACUCAGAAGUAGACAAGAGUGAAGAAGAAGAAAAUCAAAUGGAAAGGGGAAUGGAAGAUCAGGAUUUGCCUGCUGUUGCUGAUAAAGACAGAGACAACUGUGUUAAUGAAGAAAAGGAGACAGAAUUGAUGAUUUCAACAUCUGAGAAAAUUCGAGAAAGUGUAUUGCAGAAGCAAGUAAAAGUUAUCAUCCAAAGGCUUCCAGAGUUUCAGGUAAAUAGUGAUUGUGAGUCCAGCUGCAUGGGGCCUCCAGUAGUAGGCAGCUGGUGUACGCCCUGUGACAGGGAUGCACAAAAUGAGGCAGGACACAACGGGACGGCAGCAGAUGACCCUUCCACCACAGCAGCCACACACAUUGGCCCCUUGCAGAUGUCAUGCCCACCCAUCGCUGGAGGUGUUGGGAAAGAAAAUGGAGAGGAGGUCACACAAAGUAAUGAAAGGGAAAAUGUAGAACAGAGAGAAAUCAAAACGGAAGCAGGAAAUUCUCCUGCACCUGUGACAGACACAGAUUUCAUUGGUGACAUGAUAGAUGAAUGGGAGGAGAAAGAAGGAACAGGACGUUGUGGUGAGGAGGAGGAAAGAAGGAGAGGUGGGAUGGUGACUGAAACACAGAUACGAUGGACUGAAGGUUUUAAAAACGAGGAUCUAGACAUGGCAGCAUCUGAAGCUGGUGGUCAACCUCUUGCAAGUGGGCAUAUCAGCGAUGUCCCGUCAAACACGCCACCCAUACACAGCAGUAUUAAGGAAGAAAGGAUCGAGGCAAUGAGUGAUAUGCUGGUUGAGUCUGGCCACGAUGGAGUGGGAUUACAAGUGUUGAAGCUAGAGACAGGGGUUCCUCAAGAAACUCAGGGCUCAGGCAGCACACCAUCCUCCGACAUGGUGGAGGAUCCAUCCACCUCCUGGCCCUCCACUAGCUGUAAUCUAGACACAAUGGACAUUGAUCAACUGAGGCGAGAGAAGAUAAAACUGCAAAUAAAAGUCCUAAAGUUGCAAGAGGAAUACUACACUCAGAAGAUAAAGGGACAGAAACAAUGACAUUGCUUCAUUGGAGCCUGGUUGUAAAGCUGGUUUCAAUGGGACAGGGCAAUCAGAGAUCACUGAGAAUGCUGGAAAACAUGAACAACCUCUGUUCAGGGAUCACUAAGAAUGUUUACAGCUUACUUAUGUAGAAAAUAGCAGUUUGGUACUGGUAAAAAAAACCUGCCAGUUCUCAACUCCAUCAUCAUCAUACCGUCUGUAUCUGGCUCCCCCCUCUUCGGUAGGCAGAGGGAUUUACUGUACAAGCUUGAGACGACCAAAACUUACUGAACUGGAUCACUUUUUCUUUUGUGGGAAGUUUUAAAGAACUUCAGCAAUGUCUUCAUGUUUAACCAAAUGGUUUUCAGUUUGUUGUUGAGCAAUCCCAACACACCCUUAACACCCAUGCAAAAGAGAUUAUAGAGUCCAAAGUUUGCAUCUCAAAUAAAGGUCAGAAAACAGGUCAGGGCUUCUGUGGAGUUUUCCUCUAAUAAGGCUGACGUAGUAAAAAUCUUCAUUACAUGAUAAAACGUAGUGAAAAUCUUGGCUGUGGGAGAAAUAGAGUUGUUCUAGUUGUAGUGGUAUAAAUAUUUUGUCAGACAAACGGAUGUACUCUGCAGAGCACCCCAAGGAUAAGAUGUGGUUGAUGAAAACAAUCAUGGAUGACAUGUUUUGACAUGAAAAAAGAUAGGCACUCAAGUUGAAACAAUAAGCAUAAUAAUGUGUUAACUGAGUCAUGCAUUCAUGAGAAGACCUGGCUGUUCUUCUGGUUACGGUAAUGAAAGGUUCAGCGUUCCACAGCACACAUGACGAGGGCAAGUAUCAACAGACCAGAGGCCUUAGCUUUUGACGGUUUAUGAGGGGAUUUAUCAGACUGCAUGCAGUGAUGCAAAGAAACAUCCUGGAAAUGAAGCAAUAUUGAAAUAUUUUGUAAUGUACUGGCUCUUGUACUUCGCUGCAUUUUAUACCUAUUAGUACAGAUGUAAAUCUGUAAAAAUGAAAUUUAUUUUUUGACAAUCGCACAUGAAACAAACUGAAAUGGAAAGAUAAAUGUUGUGAAUCCAUCGUAUGCGAUUGUCAGACAGACUUUUUCCCUCUUGUAAGGUAAUACAUAUGUAAGAUAUACUGUGGGAAGAAGACCCCUCAGACUGGGCCAGAGGCCUAAUGGCCCCUCAUGCUCACAUUUGGUGUUCUUUAAUCUAACUUUUUGAUAUAAAGAGUAUUCUUUCAAUUAA